Colletotrichum karsti is the source of this 630-nucleotide messenger RNA. RefSeq names its product putative peroxidase. NCBI's taxonomy places the organism in Eukaryota, Fungi, Ascomycota, Sordariomycetes, Glomerellales, Glomerellaceae. The record is from RefSeq and is a predicted model, not a curated record. Gene Ontology annotation, molecular function: peroxidase activity; heme binding. The transcript has 3 exons. The coding region runs from base 1 to 630 and encodes 209 amino acids. Gene Ontology annotation, biological process: hydrogen peroxide catabolic process; cellular response to oxidative stress; response to reactive oxygen species.
AUGAGAGCCGCGUUCCAUGAUUGUUUUCCUGGAUCCUGCGAUGGCUCCCUGAUUCUGGCCAAUGAAUGCCUUGACAGGGAAGAGAACACUCAAAUUCAGCCAAUUUGCGAGAUUCUGGGCCAGAAGGCCGUUGAAUACAAGGUCAGCACGGCAGACAUGAUCCAAGCAGCAGCAGCAUUCGGUGUCGCUGCCUGCGGAGGGCCAAAGACCUACUUCUUGGUCGGGCGAAAAGACUCCAACUCACCCAACGCCGAGGGUCAGUUGCCCACACAAGACUCGGAUGCCGCUACUCAGAUCAAAGCCUUCAAGAAGAAGGGAUUCUCUUCAACGGAUCUGGUAGCUCUCGUGGGUGCUCACAGUGCUGGCAUGAGCUUACAGGAGUUAUCCUUCGACUCCACACCCGACAAGCUCGAUAGCACUGUCUUCUACCCGGAAACGGUUCAAGAGACUUCGCCGACUUCGCUAGGCAGCGACUUUGCCCUCAGCAACGCGACUGAAACCAAGAACAUUUGGAAAGGAUUCGGAGCAAGCCAAACGAGAUGGAACUCUGCGUUCAAACUAGCCAUGGGGAAAAUGAGCAUCAUGGGGAACGACCUGGGAAAACUGACAGACUGCUCCAAGUUGGUCUGA